Dreissena polymorpha is the source of this 2627-nucleotide messenger RNA. Its product is annotated as scavenger receptor cysteine-rich domain superfamily protein-like. Gene Ontology annotation, cellular component: membrane. Bases 326 to 2254 code for a protein of 642 amino acids. The transcript is spliced from 16 exons. The record is from RefSeq and is a predicted model, not a curated record. Lineage: Eukaryota; Metazoa; Mollusca; Bivalvia; Myida; Dreissenidae.
UCAAUUCAAUUCUAAUUUUAAGAAAAAAUCAGAUUUUGAUUUCAAAUAAAGCUUAACUGUUAUACAUAUAGGAUAGAAUACAUCAACUUCUGGAAAAGCAUAUAUAGUUUAGAUAAAAUAAUAAAAAUAGCAAUUCAAACUCAAAUACUAAAAUGGUUAUAGAAAUAAAGUAUGUGUUUCUAACUAUUAUGGGUGUGGGACGCCGACCAAAAUCGCCAACGGAAAUAUAAGCUUUAGUAACGGAGCGUACAAUGCAGCUGCUCGAGUUGUUUGUGACCUAGGAUACCGCGUUUACCGAAACUUAACAAACGGACAAGUGAGAUGCAUGCCAAGCGGUUAUUGGGAGAGUGUACAAUGUGAAGCAAAUGUUGAAGUAGAGAAUCCUGUAUCAGUGAAUGUUCGACUCAGCGGAGGAGGUGACAACUGGGGACUUGUUGAAGUUUUCCAUGAUGGCGAAUGGGGAACAGUGUGCGAUGACUUUGCUGCUUUAAAUUUUGUCGAUGUGCUGUGCAGCCAACUUGGAAUGCAUAAUGGAGAAUUUUUGGCACGUAACGAAUUUCGGCAAGGUUCGGGGGCAAUAUGGCUUGACGACGUUCAGUGUACAGGUGUAGAGUUGACCAUCGAGAACUGUACACAUAAGCAAUGGGGUAAAAACGAUUGUGGCCAUUCUGAAGAUGUUGGAGUUGUAUGCAAUGUGAAAAACUGCGAUAGAUCACCGGAAAUCGAAAAUGGAAAACUCGUUACCGAAAGUUCAACGUCGCACGGCUCAAUGUCAAGAGUUGUAUGUAACCAAGGGUACCGUGUCUAUCAAAACUUAACAAAUGGAGGUGUAAGAUGUUUGCCAAAUGGUCAAUGGGAAUAUGUUAAAUGCGAAAUCAACGUUGCAGUUGAAAAUCGUACAGAUACAGGUGAUGUUCGACUUACUGGAGGAGGUCGCAACUGGGGACUGGUAGAAGUUUUCCAUCAGGGCGAGUGGGGAACAGUAUGCAGUCAAAACGUGGAUUUAAAUUUCGUCGAUAUUCUGUGUAGCCAACUCGGGAUGCAUAAUGGCAUAUUUUUGGCAAAUGACGAAUUCCAUAAAGGCAAGGGAAGAAUUUGGCUGGUGGACGUUCAGUGUACAGGUGUGGAGAUGUCUAUCUUUAACUGUACUCACAUGAGUUGGGGUUCACAUGGUUGCAGCCAUAGUGAGGAUGUGGGUGUUGCAUGUAAUACUAAAGAUUGUGGUUUGCCGCCGCUAAUUGAAAACGGAAAACCCGAUAUUUGGCGCUCUACAUACGGCUCUAAAGCUAGAGUUAUAUGUGACAAAGGUUUCCUCGUCUAUCAGGACUUUCAAUAUAUAAGAUGUCUUGCACAUGGUGAAUGGGAAAAAGUUCAAUGCGGAAUGAACGUUGCUGUAGAAGAAAGCUUAAAUAAAGUGCGACUCAUCGGAGGGAGUGAUUAUUGGGGUCGUGUGGAGGUGAAUCAUGAUGGCGAAUGGGGGACUGUCUGUGACGAUAAUGUAGAUUAUAAAUUUGCCGAUGUCCUCUGCGGUCAGCUCGGCAUGAGAAAUGGUGCCUUGUUAAAGUAUGGCGAGUUCGAACAAGGUACUGGUAAAAUCUGGCUGGACGAUGUUCAUUGCUCAGGCUCAGAAGUGACGAUCUUGCAUUGUUCGCAUGACAAUUGGGGUUCUCAUAACUGCGACCACAGCGAAGACGUUGGCGUUGUCUGCAACGCUACGAGUAUUGAUUGUAAAUUACCCCAUGCAAUACGUAAUGGAAGGCUACUUACCAAUGGAUCAACAACAUACGGUUCAAUAGCUCGAGUCAUUUGCAACCCUGGAUAUCGCGUCUAUCAGACAUUGACUAACGGGGGGGUUAGGUGCCUGCCACACGGUGGAUGGGAGAGUGUUGAAUGCGAAAAAAAUAACGCUACGAUUGAGAAUGCACUAACAGGUAACGUUCGACUUGCAGACGGAGGUUACAACUGGGGACGAGUAGAAGUUUUCCAUGAUGGCAUGUGGGGCACAGUUUGCAGUGAUAACAUUAACAAUAACUUUGUUGAUAUAUUGUGCAGUCAGCUUGGAAUGAGUACUGGUGAAAUUGUUACAUUGGGACGGUUUGAGAUUACAAAAAGCAGUGAUCAAGUCUGGCUCAACAGAGUCCAAUGUGAUGGUGCUGAAUUGUCCAUUGAAGAUUGUGUAAACGACGGAUGGGGCGAUCACAGCUGUUCACACAACGACGACUUUGGUGUCACAUGUAAUCCAAAAGGUGGUUAAACACAAUGCUUUGUUUAAGUCCCUGAUCGAUUUCACCGGAGAUGGCCUACUGUAGUAGUGGGAUGACUGUCCGUUUGUCGUGCUUGUGUGUCAGUUCUGCCUCAGAACUUGAUCAUGUAAUUUCUUAAAACAGAACUGGAGAUGCAUUCAUACGUAUUGCAUAAUGUGAGGAUUUAAAAAUGACACAUUUUCGCUAGAGACCAUAGGUCAGGACCCUGUUACUUUAAAUAAAACACAACCUUAAAUAGUAAUACUUCAAAAGGUCAAUAAAAUAUGAUCAUUAAAAGACAUAUACACAUUAAGCUAUAGGUGUUUCAUAUGUAUGUCUCUCAAUCAUACUAAAACAUGGACUGCGCAUACGUCUUUCUUCUAA